This is a messenger RNA of Danaus plexippus (monarch butterfly), 1249 nucleotides long. RefSeq names its product methylosome protein WDR77-like. Gene Ontology annotation, cellular component: methylosome. Gene Ontology annotation, molecular function: protein binding. Gene Ontology annotation, biological process: oocyte axis specification. The coding region runs from base 218 to 1213 and encodes 331 amino acids. Lineage: Eukaryota; Metazoa; Arthropoda; Insecta; Lepidoptera; Nymphalidae. The transcript has 6 exons. The record is from RefSeq and is a predicted model, not a curated record.
AUUUAUAUUCUUUGCAGCACUAAGUAUUUACAGUUUAUAGGUACUGUUAAAUAUAUGUACCUAAUAAAGUAAAUUUUAAUAUACCGAGCUACCAAAAACGUUUAAGCGCCAAAUUUUAUACAUCCCAAUGCUCAAAUAGUUAUUAAGUUAUUCGUUUAUUUUCAAACCUUUGAACCGCGGUAACCUCAAACAACACACAAUAUUUAGUGUUAAUGCAAUGGAUAACAGUAAUAAAAUAGUACCACCACAUUUAAAUGCUGAAGUUUAUCGAACUGAUACGACUGGAACAAGCACGCAGUCAUUUUUAGACUACAUCCGUAUACACAAUGAUGGGACACUAUUGGUUGGAUGUUCAGAACUAACCGGAAGGUACUGGAAUGGUGGAGCAAACAUUUUUGACAAGGCUAAACAGGGUAAAAAUGUUGGUAGUGGAACGAAAAAAUGUAUUUACCUCACCAGCGGCACUGCUGAUGGGUGCUUUAUUGAGAGUUCCAAUAAGAUUUUAUUAUGUGAAGACAGUGGAGCGGUGAGUAUAUGGAAUAACAAAGAUGAUGCUUGGAAGCAAUGGAGUGAAGAACUAUCUGUGGCAGAACACGAUGGUGGUGUAAUGGCAGUGGACUGUCUUAGCCCUGGCAAAGAAUAUGUUACUGUUGGAGCAGAUGGCAAUGUGAAGGUUUGGGAUAUUAUUGAUCUGAUUUGCAUGAGAAAUUAUAUAGCAGCACACAAUAGGCCAAUUUAUGGUCUUUCAACACGCCCGUCUUCACUUACAAGCUUUGCUACAGGUUCCUUAGACUAUUAUAUAACGCUCUGGGAUGAAAAUGUUUCCAAACCUGUAUUAGAUCUUUUAAAAAAUGAUUGUGGCAUUCGCUGCUUGCAAUGGUAUGACGAAGAGCACAUCCUUUUUGGUGAUGAAUCUGGAGUUUUAAGUUUGAUUGAUGUAAGAAAUCCUGAGAACAAAAUAAAACUCGCCGAGUUUCCUGCAGCCAUACAUAAAAUUAAUAUACAGCCAGCAUGUAAUCGAGUUUCUGUGUGUUGUGAUAACAAAAUUGUAUCGGUCUUCAACAUCACGGACGAUCUUAAAUUAAAUCUGAUUUAUAAUAACAGAAAUUUACAUAGUAAUUUUGUCAGGGGAAUGGCUUGGGAUGUAGAUGACAGAAGUCUCUUACACACAGUUGGCUGGGAUGGAGAAAUCAAGACGCACAAUGUAACAUGAUCUAAGCAUAAAAUGAAUAAAAAAUAAAAAUCAUAA